Syngnathus typhle (broad-nosed pipefish) is the source of this 1917-nucleotide messenger RNA. It is a transcript of the gene nalf1b, whose product is annotated as NALCN channel auxiliary factor 1. Gene Ontology annotation, cellular component: plasma membrane. The transcript has 3 exons. Bases 644 to 1891 code for a protein of 415 amino acids. Gene Ontology annotation, biological process: calcium ion import across plasma membrane. The record is from RefSeq and is a predicted model, not a curated record. NCBI's taxonomy places the organism in Eukaryota, Metazoa, Chordata, Actinopteri, Syngnathiformes, Syngnathidae. Gene Ontology annotation, molecular function: stretch-activated, monoatomic cation-selective, calcium channel activity.
UCGGCCACUGCGCAACGAUGGAGCUCUCGCAGCGAUGGAGAUGACGCAAACAGCCUGUGCUCUCCGAAAAAGUGUUUCCAGGCGAACAUGGCGGAAACUUAGUCGCGCUCCAAGAUGACAACGGCCAGCCGCGGACGGGAUUCAAGGCUUCACGCUCGGCUUCCAGGUAGCGACGAGACCGGCCAGUGUGGGCCGGCCGCUUCACUUUAGUGAGAGAGAGCACAAUCUGCGGCAGACGCCCCAGCAGCAGCAGCAGCAGCAGCAGCAGUAGAAGCAGAAACAUCAUCACAGGAGACGAGAGAGACGAAGGGAGGACACCCGGGAAAGGGAGGGAGGAAGGAAGGAAGGAAAGGAAAGGAGGAAGGACGGCAGGCAGGCAGGGACGGGCGGACGCGGCAUGCGGUCAAAGAGGACGCCGUCCCCCCGCGGGGAGCCACGGAGGAUGCGGCAAGCUUAAUCCGCGCGGGCGGGUUUACUGGACCGGAAUAGCACCGAUUGCUGCGGGCGCCAAUCUAGCAGCGCCCUGCACCGGCGGAGGCAACGGCACCCCGAGGAGAACCGAGCCGAGUCCACCUAAGUCAAUGAGUAUUGAGACAGAGCAGCCCCCGCGGUGGAGUCGGCCAGGGCAGCACUCUCCUAAAAUAUGACCAGGGGUGCUUGGAUGCGUCGACAGCAUGACGAAGGCGUAAAAUACUGGUUCGCACCCCGAGGGACCGAGAAGCCAUCCACCGAGUCGGAGCGAGCCCAGAGAUGGCGACUGUCGCUGGCCUCGCUGCUCUUCAUCACCGUCCUGCUCUCGGAUCACCUGUGGUUCUGCGCCGAGGCCACGCUCACCCGCACCAGGGACAAGCGGAGCUCGGGCCCGGAGGAGCUCGGGAUUAGAGAGACGGGCGAGCAGCCUCACUCCCUCCAUUGGCUCCCACCGGCGCCACCAUCACCACCACCACCAUCAUCCCCAUCUCCACCACCACCGCCUGACCCCCAUCACCAUCACCACUACAACGCCAGAGAGCAAGAUGCUAUUUUUCUAGGGAAUUCUACCGAACCUCUGUGGCGGAUGGACACCUGUCACCCGGACAGCGUGUCCAAAGACUGCUUUACUUUCACGGACGCGGACACCGUGUGCCUGGGCCUCGCAGGGGGAGAUGGGACGCAGUUGGCGUACGUGAACCUGAGCGAUUUGUACCUUUCUUUUUGUAAUUCCUACUCACUUUUGGAUUUGUUUUACGGGUUUACGAGACCACGCGACAUGAAUUGCACCCUGGAUAUGGCCAUGGGGGCGGACGCGCCGGGAUGUGGCGAUUGCGUCCGGGCUUACCAGCUCCUUGACCAGCAGGCGGAGGACAACUACCGGGAGUUCGAGCUCUUGGUGCGCAAAUACGAGACGACCGCGUACUCGGUUCGAUCGUGCAUGGAGGAAUGCAAGUUGGCGUACAAGCCAUGGCUGUGUUCUCACUACUUCCAGACCUCCCAGUUGCACUGCACUAAGAGAAUCCCCUGUAGUCAUUACUGCCUGGAGGUGCAGAAGCGGUGCCCCUUUAUCCUGCCCGACAAUGACGAUCUCAUUCACGGAGGCAGCCCCAGUUUUAUAUGUACAGGGUUGCUGCAGGACCAUCCAUCAGGGGUGGACCCCAAGGCAGAGUGCUGCGACGUGCGGUGGGACUGGAAAGUGGACACCCCCUCCCGGGGGACGCUGAAAAGAACUCACCCGUCGUGCCAGCACCGAACCUCCCUCAGCUCCUCGGCAGCGUGCAGACUGUGUAACAGCCGGCUCAAACUCUGCCUGCUGGUGCUCGUCCUCCUCGCCAGCCUCACUGCAUCCCACAAUGCAACGGGCUUGGGCCUCCCCGCCAUCGCGCCUCUGGAGGAGAGCCCUGCCAAUGAGGAGUGACGGAGCCGUUCGGAGGACGUGAGGUU